AUGUUCCAAGCUCGUAAAAUUUUCGUGACCCACAGAAGAUUCCCCGUGAUUCACGGCACGUCGUUUUUAAACCCAUAUAGCAGUCAGAGAUUACUUCAUAUUUCGGUUAGCCGCAAUCAGCAAAAUAAGCAAGCGCAUCUACCCUCGAAAGAUGUUUUUCACGGCCCAUCCUCAACCCGUGACAAGCCAUUGUCCGAGGGACAUAUAGUUGACAAGACCAAAGGGAAUGAUACAUUAAAGCCAGGUGUUAUGGAUGUUCAGUCUGAGGCCGCGGCGAGCGGAAUUCGAGAUCAUCAACGUUCUUUGGAGAGUAAAGGCCAGGGAAAGAGUGCAAAGGAUGACGAGGGUUCGGGUGCGAUGAAAAAUUUGAAAGGAAAGGGACAAGAAGUGAUGAAUGACCUGCAAAAAAAAAGUCAGGAGUUCUCCGAGUCUUCUCACGAGAAGGGUCAAAACUCUUCGCGUGAAAAAAGUCAGAAUAUGAAAGAAAUGGGCAAAGAUACAAUGGAGAAUAUACGAGAGAAGAGUCAGAAUCUCGCAGAGUCCUCACAAAGUGUGAAGGAAAAUUUGAAAGAAAAAGGUCAAGAUACAAUGGAAAAUAUACGAGAUAAAGGUCGAUCUUCGCUCGAAAAGGGUAAAGGAAUGGUGGAGGAUUUUAAAGAAAAAGGACAAGAUACCGCGGAAAAAGUACGGAAGAAAGGUCAGGAAUUCGCCGAGUCUUCACGUGAAAAGGGUCAAGGGUUGAAGGAAAGUUUAAAAGAAACCGGACAAGAUGCGGCGGAAAAUUUACGAGACAUAGGUCAGCGCUCGCGUGAAGAGAGCAAAGGCAUGAUAGAAAAUUUGAAAGGAAGGAGUCAAGAAAUAAUGGAAAAUGUGCGUGAUAUGGGCCACGAUACUAUUGAGAAGGUUAAAGAAAAAAGUCAGGAUAUGUUGGGAAAAAUGCGUGAAAAAGGUCACCAGACGUUAGAAAAUGUGAAAGAGAAAAGCAAAGAAAUGAUGGAGGAUUUGCAGGGGAAAAAUCUUGACAAAGAACAAACUGAAAGUGUUAAAGAAAACGACAACGAAAAAUAUCGAAAAAAUGUUAAGGAGGAUCCAAACGCUAAAAUUGGUUUUAACGAACAAACUGGUGGCUGGGACGCAACUCCCAAUCAUCGAGACACCAAAGUUUCCAGUGAGGAAAACAACCUGGAAAAACUGCGUGCAUCAAUUACAGGAGAAACCAAAAGGGAACAAUCCGAAAGGACGCAUUGA
Acaulospora morrowiae is the source of this 1248-nucleotide messenger RNA. NCBI's taxonomy places the organism in Eukaryota, Fungi, Glomeromycota, Glomeromycetes, Diversisporales, Acaulosporaceae. The record is from the annotation of a GenBank genome assembly.